AUGUGGCUAUUUGUAGGUGGCGUUCGCUGUCUUACCAUCCUAAAUGUUAUUUUCGCCAUCAUAUUUGGCCUCUUGGCACUAUUUCUUGGUUCAAGUCUUCUCACCUUGGGUGGCAGCUGCUCUGUGCCCCUGUUUUGGUGCUAUGAGAUCUCAUCAUGGGGUCUAGUUAUUCUCUAUGGAGGAACUGCCUUUUUCUUAAGACGAAAAGCAGCUACAAUUCUCGGCGAGGGAGACCUCGGUGGAAGAAACCUCGGCCUGGAAAUGUUGGUAGCAAAUCCUUUGGAAAUCUCCCCGGAUGUCGAAAGGCGUGUCAAUGAAGGAUUCAAAGCUUGGAUGGGAUCUUCUCUCUUAUCCUCUGAUGAAGAAGAUGAACCCGAUAGCUACGAUGAAGUAGCAUCCCAUAUGAACCAUGCUAACUCAAACAGGCACAUUGUGUGA
Molecule: messenger RNA, 438 nt
Organism: Cucurbita pepo subsp. pepo (vegetable marrow)
Lineage: Eukaryota; Viridiplantae; Streptophyta; Magnoliopsida; Cucurbitales; Cucurbitaceae
Source: RefSeq, a predicted model, not a curated record